GAGGCUUAAUGAGCGUCGUAGGCCCGGUGGCGCAGGAAGGCUGAUCGACGGCUCGGGUGAGUGGCGAGUGCUCUCGUUUGGAUCGGUGACACUGAUCGGGGCUGGUUUGCUUUUUCCCGGGUGAAACCUGCAACCGGCCAUAGAAUAGAAUCUGGGAACAUGGAAACUAUAGCUGCUAAUCCUCCUGGAGGAUCAAAUGGCUUGGAAGAACCCAAGAAGAUGACAAGAGAAGAUUGGAGAAAGAAGAAGGAAUUGGAAGAACAACGAAAACUGGGAAAUGCACCAGCUGAAGUCGAUGAAGAAGGAAAAGACAUCAAUCCUCAUAUUCCCCAGUAUAUUUCCUCAGUACCAUGGUAUAUAGAUCCUUCAAAAAGGCCUACACUGAAACAUCAGAGACCUCAACCAGAGAAACAAGAAGAAUUUACAUUACUAGGAGAAUGGUAUAAGCGAGGAGUUAAAGAGAAUGCUGUUGCAACCAAAUACCGUAAAGGUGCUUGUGAGAACUGUGGUGCAUUGACUCAUAAGAAGAAAGAUUGCCUAGAGAGACCUAGAAAAGUUGGAGCAAAAUUUACAGGAACUAACAUUGCACCAGAUGAGCACAUGCAGCCUCAAUUGAUGUUUGACUAUGAUGGGAAAAGAGACCGUUGGAAUGGUUAUAACCCAGAGGAGCAUAUGAAGAUUGUAGAAGAAUAUUCGAAGGUUGAUCUAGCUAAACGCACACUCAAAGCUCAGAAACUGCAGGAAGAACUGGCUUCAGGAAAACUGACAGAGCAAGUGAAUUCUUCACGUCAUCGAUGGGGAGAAGAGGAACUAAAUUUACAAACGGAAAGAGAUCAUAACAGUGAAGAUGAAGACGAAGACAAAUAUGCAGAUGACAUUGAUAUGCCUGGACAGAAUUUUGACUCCAAAAGACGCAUUACAGUCCGAAACUUGCGUAUUCGAGAGGAUAUUGCCAAAUACCUACGGAAUCUAGACCCCAAUUCUGCCUACUAUGAUCCUAAAACCAGAGCAAUGAGGGAGAAUCCUUAUGCUAAUGCAGGAAAGAAUCCAGAUGAAGUCAGUUAUGCAGGAGAUAACUUUGUACGUUACACGGGGGCCACCAUUUCCAUGGCCCAAACUCAGUUAUUCGCCUGGGAGGCCUAUGAAAAAGGCUCUGAAGUUCAUCUUCAAGCAGAUCCUACAAAACUUGAACUCUUGUACAAAUCUUUCAAAGUGAAAAAAGAAGACUUUAAACAUCAGCAGAAAGAAAGCAUCUUAGAGAAGUAUGGAGGCGAAGAACAUCUGGAUGCCCCACCAUCUGAACUGUUACUUGCUCAGACAGAAGACUAUGUGGAGUAUUCUAGACAUGGAACAGUUAUUAAAGGUCAAGAGAAGGCUGUUGCUCGCUCCAAGUAUGAGGAGGAUGUAAUGAUCAACAACCACACAUGUAUUUGGGGUUCUUACUGGAAAGAAGGAAGAUGGGGAUAUAAAUGCUGCUACUCAUUUGUCAAGUUUUCGUAUUGUACAGGAGAAGCUGGAAAGGAAAUUGCUAAUGCCAGUGAAGAAUUGCCAAGUGAGGUGCAUGAGGAUGAGCAGUUAACCAAACCCAAAACUCUAAUGGAGAUACACCAACAAAAACAAAAGGAAGAAAAGAAGAAGAAAAAGAAAAAGCAUAAGAAGAGUACAAGUUCUGAUAGUGAGGGAGAAGACAGAAAGAAACAAGAAAAACUGAAAAAGGCACUGAAUGCAGAAGAAGCCCGUCUCCUUCAUGUGAAAGAAAUCAUGCAAUUAGAUGAGAGAAAGAGACCAUAUAAUAGCAUGUACGAAAACCGAGAACCAACAGAGGAGGAAAUGGAAGCUUACCAAAUGAAGCGCCAGCGACCAGAUGACCCCAUGGCCUCUUUUCUGGGACAGUAGUUUUGGGCAAAAGACUUGCAAGCUCAUAGGACUUGUAUAUAGGUGUCUAAACAGAUCAAUGUUGUAUGUGUGUCACUUUCCCUAAGCAAGUUAUCAACUGAUGUCCUGUUCUUUCGCAUCAUACUUACAUAUGGCCCACCCAGCCUAGAGCUCUCUGAGCAGAAAAAAAGUUUUUUGUUGAGCAGGUUUGCUCAAGUCCUUGUAAAUUAUAAUGCUGAAUGAAUUUCUGAAUUUUAAAAAAAACUAUAUUGAUGAGAAGAGUCAGUAGAUAUUGCAAACAUCAAACUGCACACAAUUGAUAGUCUGUUUCAAAAAUACAUAAUUGUUUACUUCCCUGAAUAGAUUAAAGCUGACUUUGAGGAAAACUAUCUGAAUCUUAAUAGAAUUGCACAAUUCUGAAAUGGUUUUCAGUUUCUCAGCAGAAUUUAUUUUAGCAUUCCAGCUAUUAAAUUCUGGUUAUAAUAUUUCAUUUCUAAUAGGGUACAUUAUUCUGUCACAUUUAAAGAUUCUAUUUUCCUAUAGACAUCUGUGGACUCCUGGGCCUUUUGUUUUAUAUCAAUCUGCCUGUAACUUGUUGAUCAUAUUGGCCUGGAAUUUUAAGGGUUCAAAUUCUUAUCAAUAUGGAAAUGCUUUAAUCCUGAUUUUUUAACAAAAAUGUUGAGUCUUGUAGUAACAAAGGCUAGUUCAUUAAUGUAACAUACGCCUGGAUUUGACUAAUGAGUCAAACUGAGGAGCUCAAAUUGGAAGGAGAUUUUGCCACGCUGACAUGGCAAGUCAGAAGUUAGUGAAAUGCAGAGUACGGUCCAACAUUAAUACAUAAUGCUCAAUUGAGAAAUAUAAUGGAUAUUUAUAUUAGUUGUGUAAUUGCCAAACUUCCUGGCUUUAGUAUUUAAUUGUAGAAGAAAAAAGUCAUUUUGAAGUAAUUCUAAAUGAAUAGAAUCAACUUGGCAAUAUACAUUAGAUUAAUAAUUUCUCCCUGGAUAGUGGGACAUUCCUACAGGUGCUUAUUAUUGCUGUUUUUAUAUGCCUGUCCUUUUGGCCAAAGUUAUUCCUCUGGUUGUAAUAGAAGGGCAUUGCUGGAAAGUAAUUAUAUACCUUAUAUACAGAUAAGAAUGCAAUUGGACCCUCAAAAAGAACAUGCAGAAAAUAAUACAGAAUAUUUUGACAUUGUAAUUGUA
Notechis scutatus (mainland tiger snake) is the source of this 3074-nucleotide messenger RNA. It is a transcript of the gene SLU7, whose product is annotated as spliceosome associated SLU7. Gene Ontology annotation, biological process: mRNA splicing, via spliceosome. Lineage: Eukaryota; Metazoa; Chordata; Lepidosauria; Squamata; Elapidae. The record is from RefSeq and is a predicted model, not a curated record. Gene Ontology annotation, molecular function: pre-mRNA 3'-splice site binding. Gene Ontology annotation, cellular component: spliceosomal complex.